CUCGUAUUUGGAUUAAAAGUGACGAUGAUAAUGCUUAUAUGAAAAAUAAAUUCUGGGAAAAAUUAACAAUAUUCCAAUAAUUUGACCAAUCAAUGUUUGAACCAAUCCUCCAUUAGUUAUGGUCCACCCUGUAUAACUAAAAUUGUAGACUUACUAAAUCACUUUCAAGUAACAGGCCAAACUGCAGCUAGUUACGAAACAGCUUACAAGUAACAGACCACGAACAAACAUGACAGAAGAAUUAUUCAAUAAAUAUUCAAGGAAAACCUGAUUUAAUUUUAAAUAUUUAAAAAUUCAUUUCAUUACCAUGCGAUAACCUUGUACUUGAGUCAGUUUAUCGUGUAUUUUUACGUAUACCCUAUCAUGCGUAGGAACGACAGUCGUAUAAUGUAUCCCAAACGGUAACGAUUAUUAUUCCUAAUUAAAGCUGCCGUUUGUGCGCCGCAAAAUGUUGUCGAGGUUAGCAAAGAGCGGCUGCACAAAAUUCGGUAUUUUCAAUAACAAAAAGGUUAGUUUGCAUAACUGUUUGCUAAUAAACCUACAAAAUACAUCCGCCUAUACGAAUCAUAUAGAAGAUACGCCUAAACCCACGUUAAUAGCGAAAUUAGUGAAUAGUUCACCGAAGCAAGUGCAACCCUAUCUGAAAUUGGUUCGUUUCGAUAAUCCGAUAGGCAGUUUGUUAUUAUUCUGGCCAUGCAGUUGGAGUAUAGCCUCGGCGGCUCUUCCAGGAGCUCCACCGGAUUUUUACACGCUGGCAGUAUUCGCUACGGGCGCGCUAGUCAUGCGAGGAGCUGGUUGUACCAUCAACGACAUGUUUGAUAGGGAUAUUGAUGGUAAAGUCGGUCGUACGAAGAACAGACCUCUAGUCAACGGUGAAAUAAACAUGAAACAAGCUUGGAUAUACCUAGCCGGGCAGUUAAGUGUUGGUUUAGCCAUUUUAACGCAAUUGAAUUUGUACAGUGUGUGUUUAGGAGCUAGUUCCAUGCUUUUAGUUGUUAGUUACCCUUUGAUGAAACGCAUUACCUACUGGCCCCAAUUGGUGCUCGGUCUUACGUUCAAUUGGGGUGCUUUGUUAGGUUAUAGUGCCAUUAAAGGUUAUGUUGACUUGUCUGUAUGUUUGCCAUUGUAUUUCGCAGGAGUAUGUUGGACUAUUAUUUACGAUACUAUUUACGCUCAUCAAGAUAAAGCGGAUGAUUUACGCCUAGGGCUUAAAUCAACGGCUAUAAAGUUUAAUGAGGAUUCAAAAUUGUGGUUGAGUGGUUUCGGAACGACUAUGAUUGGAAGUUUGGUGUUAUCAGGGGUAAUGAAUGACCAAACUUGGCCUUACUAUACUGCAGUGGGCCUGGUAGCCAGCCAUAUAGCUAAUCAGAUUAUUUCAUUGAAAAUUAAUGAUUCUAAGGACUGUUCUAAAAAGUUUAUUUCGAAUUCUCUUGUCGGGAUGAUAUUGUUUGGGGGUGUUACUGCUGGUGUGCUGAUGAAGAAAGAAAAAAGUGAUAAAAAGCAGGCAGUGAUUGAUGCACCUGUUAGUCAUUAUGCGUAAAUAAUUCGAAUUUUUAGAUUUUAAGAGACUGUUGGUAUUUAUUAAAAAAAAUUGAUUUGCACUUUUCUGCAAACUAUAUCGAAAAGUCUAAUAACUUAAAGCAUUAAAAUUGUAGAAAUUUUAUUAAGCACUGUUUGAAAAGAAAAAUAAGAAACAUAUGUUAUACCAAAAUACAAUUUGUGUAAUUUAUUUAGUUUUAAUAAAUAUGAUCCGUUUAA
Psylliodes chrysocephalus is the source of this 1758-nucleotide messenger RNA. The record is from the annotation of a GenBank genome assembly. Lineage: Eukaryota; Metazoa; Arthropoda; Insecta; Coleoptera; Chrysomelidae.